Mus pahari (shrew mouse) is the source of this 3053-nucleotide messenger RNA. It is a transcript of the gene Msi1, whose product is annotated as musashi RNA binding protein 1. Gene Ontology annotation, molecular function: RNA binding. Bases 108 to 1130 code for a protein of 340 amino acids. Lineage: Eukaryota; Metazoa; Chordata; Mammalia; Rodentia; Muridae. The transcript is spliced from 15 exons. The record is from RefSeq and is a predicted model, not a curated record. Gene Ontology annotation, cellular component: cytoplasm.
CCGCCGCCGCCGCCGCCGCUCCGCUGCCCGCGCCGCCCGCGGCUCCCGAUGGAGACUGACGCGCCCCAGCCCGGCCUCGCCUCCCCGGACUCGCCGCACGACCCCUGAUGUUCAUCGGAGGACUCAGUUGGCAGACCACGCAGGAAGGGCUGCGCGAAUACUUCGGCCAGUUCGGGGAAGUGAAAGAGUGUCUGGUGAUGCGGGACCCCCUGACCAAAAGAUCCAGGGGUUUCGGCUUCGUCACUUUCAUGGACCAGGCGGGGGUGGAUAAAGUGCUGGCGCAAUCGCGGCACGAGCUCGACUCCAAAACAAUUGACCCCAAGGUGGCCUUUCCUCGGAGAGCGCAGCCUAAGAUGGUCACUCGGACGAAGAAGAUCUUCGUGGGGGGGCUGUCUGUGAACACCACGGUGGAAGAUGUGAAACACUAUUUUGAGCAGUUCGGAAAGGUGGAUGACGCCAUGCUGAUGUUCGACAAAACCACCAACAGGCACAGAGGGUUUGGGUUUGUCACGUUCGAGAGCGAGGACAUCGUAGAGAAAGUGUGUGAGAUCCACUUCCAUGAAAUCAACAACAAAAUGGUGGAAUGCAAGAAAGCCCAGCCAAAGGAGGUGAUGUCCCCGACGGGCUCGGCCCGGGGCCGGUCUCGGGUCAUGCCCUACGGAAUGGAUGCCUUCAUGCUGGGUAUUGGGAUGCUGGGUUACCCGGGGUUCCAAGCCACAACCUACGCCAGCCGGAGUUACACAGGCCUUGCCCCUGGCUACACCUACCAGUUCCCCGAAUUCCGUGUAGAGCGGAGCCCUCUCCCGAGCGCCCCAGUCCUCCCCGAGCUCACAGCCAUCCCCCUCACAGCUUAUGGGCCCAUGGCGGCGGCGGCGGCGGCGGCUGUAGUUCGAGGGACAGGCUCUCACCCCUGGACGAUGGCCCCCCCUCCAGGUUCCACUCCCAGCCGCACAGGGGGCUUCCUAGGGACCACAAGCCCCGGCCCCAUGGCUGAGCUCUACGGGGCAGCCAACCAGGACUCGGGGGUCAGCAGUUACAUCAGCGCCGCCAGCCCCGCCCCCAGCACUGGUUUCGGCCACAGUCUUGGGGGUCCCUUGAUUGCCACAGCAUUCACCAACGGGUACCACUGAAGCAGGGAGGAGGUAGCAGGAGCGCCCCAGCCUGCAGCUGACUGAGGACCGGACUGAGCCAGCAAGGGGAUUGGGACACCUCAGCCGCAGCAGCCCAGCCCCUUGGCUGCAACUCGGACCGCUACUGCCUGUCCCUCAACCCCUGGGCCCAGCCCCCAGCCCUGCCACCCCCACAUCUGGCUCCCCUACUAACCUCCCUCUUCUGACCUUGCCUCUCCCAUCUGCCUCUCUCCCUGGUCACUUUUAUUUAUUUUUGGAUUAGCCAGUUGCCCUCCUCCCCACACCAGAUCUGCCCUCUCCGGUCUGCCCACCCCCCCUGCUGCCCACUUUAGGGCGGUCCACCCCAGAAAGGCUUUUGUAUCUGUGUAGCUAGCUGGAGGGCGGGCAGAGGGGGCCUGCUGCAGACCGAGGCCCCGACCUGGUGUUUUUUUGUUUGUUUUGUUUUUAAUUCUGGCUUUUCCCUCUUUUCUCUUUACUUUUUUUUUUUUUUUUUUAAAGAAACUGUUUUUAAACUAUUUCUAGGUUUGUGAAUGUGAAGCCCCAGGCCGCAGGGGGCAAGGGGCCAGGUGCCCCCCACGCCAGCUGAGAACGUAGUAUCUAUGUGGGUGUGGGUUCCUGGCCUCCUCCCUCCAGCCCUGGAGAGGAGGGCAGGGCUGCGGGGUAAGCCAGGCCGAGCCCCUGGAGCCACCCCGUCCUGUAUCAUAUGUAAAUACUGUGAGGUGAAUCCCUACCCCACCCUUCCCUAAGACCCCCCCCUUGGGGUGACAGCGUUUGUCUGACCCCACAGGGCAAAAGUCCCUCCCCCCCUUCUCCCUGUCUCUGUCCCUUCCUCCUCAGACACCGUUACUGUAAGGUUGCAGACCUCAGCUCUGGCCACGGCAGGCCCACACUCUCAGGCCCUCCCCGGGUUCAAGGCCUUGGGCGGAUUCUUUCCCCCCAAGAAACCCCCGGUUAGGGGGGCAAGGGGCCAGGGAAGAGAAGGGCUUGCCUAGAGCCACUGCUGGGAAGGAAUUGGCUCUCCAAAGGCCCCUCCUGGCCCCUGCCUAGGUGGGACCUUCAUGGUUUCUGCUCUGAGCCCCACCCCCACCCCCACCCCCACCCCCAAGUGGGCAUCGGGAAGCGCUUCAGCAAGGAGUAGAUACCAGGAAAGCAAAGGGCUUCUCAGGGAACCCCCACAUCCUCACUGAAGUUUCCCACCAGGAUGGUCCUGUGACCAGAGCCCCUUGAUAACCCUCCCGACCCCCCACCCCCUGGAGCCCCUUUGGGGGGGGGAGAGAUGGGCUCAGGGUGUGAACAUGAGGUGAGACCUGGCAUUGCAGGGCUGAGUCCUACCUGCUGUGAGCCCCUCUCUGUCCUUCCCGAGGCUGGGUGGGUGCUCAAGCUCCCUUCCCCAGCAGAGCCCCCCUAGCCUUCAAAGCCCCCUUUGGAGAGUUAACUGUCCGUGUGAGGCGCUCACUCAACCAAUAAACCCCGAGAACUCAAAGCAAUAAUCUUUGUCACCGAGAUGCGCGGCUGUUAGCGUUUGUUGUUGGUUUUUUGUUUUUUUGUGGGUUUUUUUUUUUUUUCGGUUUUUGUUUUUAAUAUUUCCUAAUAAAAGAGAAGCUGCAUUUUAUCGGAUUUUAUCUUUAGUUUUUCUACACAUCUGAGCUAAGCCUCAGGAAACUUUGGCUUCCUUUCUCCUCCCUCCCCCAUUCCCUGGACCCUCUCACCCCACUGGGCCUAACUGUGGGUUCGUGGACCUGGAUUUACAUUUCUGAUUCGUUUGAGAAAAAAAACAAAACAAAAACGAACUUUCUUUUGAAGAUGUUACAUGGUGUUUUGAAGCCAGCAAGUUCCACCCUCGGUGUCUUUCCCUCCGCAUCUGUAACUUCUUUUUCCAGGUUUUAUUUUGUUUUAAAUUCCUAAUAAAUUAUUUGAAAAUAA